UUAAUUAGAAGAAAAAUAAUUGAUAUUCAAGACUAUCAAAGAAAAGCUGUUUUAAAAAUAAAUUAUAAUAAUCAAAACGACACUUUUACUGAACAAUAUUUUAACGCUAUAAAUUCUGAGGAUUUACUUAAACAAUUAGAAGAAUCUCAAAUGUUAUUAAGCCAAGAACCUGUGGUGUUUUCGCCGAAAUUAGUUAAGCAAUCCUCGAUGAUGUUUAAUAAAGAAGUGGAUGAAGUCGAAGAUAUACAUGGUUUGAAUGAAGCUUUGCGAGCUAUAAAUGAUGAUAAAACGUUAUGUUGCGAUAAGAAUCAUUAUGAAUUCGUCGUUCCUUCAGAUGUUAAAGAUAGAAACAUUAUGGAAAAAAUAUUGGAAAUAUAUCGAAAUAUUUUGAUUGAUGUUGAAAAUAAUAAACUACCUGCUUUUGUAGUUGUAAAUACUAGAAUUUGGCCAAAUGUAGAUGUUCAGGAUAAUAGAUUAAUGAUAUCUAACAAUCCAAAAAUGCGAACAAUAAAAUCAAUGGGAACAUCGGCUUACAUAUUCGACAACAUAAUAUGGGUUUUAAACAAAAUUAUCGAUUUAAUUCGCAUGAAUUUCACGAUGACAAAAAGAGAAUUAUAUUAUCAAAUGAAAGAAGAUUACAACGAUUUAAGGAUGCAUCAAAUCGAUUCAUAUUUGUCGGUUAUAAGUGCAUUAGUCGAUUAUGGCCCAUGGGAUUAUCAUGUUGUCGCUGCGACCAAAGGAUUGGUUUAUGGUGAUUUAACUAUAGAAUUAUCAACCGGUGAUAUUAUAAUGUGUGAUAAAAAAGGCGGCGUUGUAAUUCCAAAAUUCGUCGAUAAAAUAAUUAAGGUCCAUUGUAACGCUUCUUUUAUCUUGGUCGUUGAAAAAGAUGCUGUGUUUCAAGAAAUUGUAAAUAGAAAUGUUUCGAAAGAAUUAGGAUUUAGAAUCAUAGUUAUUACGGCGAAAGGGUAUCCUGAUAUGAACACAAGAUUAUUUUUGAAAAAACUUUGGACUAUAACUUCGAUUCCUGCUUUUGCAUUAGUCGAUUGUGAUCCAUAUGGAAUUGAAAUAAUGUUACGUUAUCGAUUUGGAUCAUUGGCACAAGUACAUCUUGCACAUCACUUAGCUUUACCUCAACUAAAAUGGUUGGGGAUAUUUCCAUCGGAAAUUGCUAAUUUUGGACUUGUCAAUGAAAAAAUAAAGGAUAUCGAGGGGCGAAAAAUUACAUAUAUGUUAAAUUUGCCUUAUAUUGACUCCAAUCCUAAUUUAAAACAUGAAUUAGAGAUUUUAUUAGAAAAAGGCUACAAGUGCAAUAUCGAAACAGUUCUUAAACACCCAUCAUUUUUCUUUAACACAUAUUUACCAUAUAAAAUACGUACAAAUUCUUUUAUAUAA
Messenger RNA from Onthophagus taurus, 1392 nucleotides. RefSeq names its product meiotic W68 (gene mei-W68). Gene Ontology annotation, molecular function: DNA binding; DNA topoisomerase type II (double strand cut, ATP-hydrolyzing) activity. Gene Ontology annotation, biological process: reciprocal meiotic recombination; meiotic DNA double-strand break formation; meiotic DNA double-strand break processing. Lineage: Eukaryota; Metazoa; Arthropoda; Insecta; Coleoptera; Scarabaeidae. Gene Ontology annotation, cellular component: nuclear chromosome. The record is from RefSeq and is a predicted model, not a curated record.